GAGGGCGUGGCUGUUCAAAAUUUCGGUUAAUUAGAACAUUUAGGUUCUUUGCAAAGAUUUAUAAAGCAAGGGUCUUCAAAACUGAGCUUUCUUUGGACUUGACUGUUUUUCUGUAGCUGUUGACGACACAGACAUUUGAGCAGCCAGUAUGACUGAUGCCAAGUACUUCACUACCACCAAGAAGGGUGAGCUCGCUGAGAUGAAGGCAGACCUUCAGAGUGACAAGAAAGAGAAGAAAAAAGAGGCAGUCAAGAAGAUCAUUGCCAGUAUGACUGUUGGCAAAGAUGUCAGUUCUCUAUUCGCCGACGUAGUCAACUGCAUGCAAACGGAUAACCUCGAGUUGAAGAAACUGGUGUACCUAUACCUGAUGAACUAUGCCAAGACUCAACCAGACCUUGCCAUUCUGGCUGUGAACACCUUCUCCAAGGACUGCGAGGACCCGAACCCUCUCAUUAGGGCUCUGGCUGUGCGAACCAUGGGCUGCAUUAGGGUGGACAAAAUCACCGAGUAUCUCUGUGAGCCCCUCAGGAAAUGUCUCAAGGAUGAUGACCCCUAUGUGCGUAAGACUGCAGCUGUGUGUGUGGCCAAGUUGCACGACAUCAACAACCAGCUGGUGGAGGACCAAGGCUUUCUAGACCUGCUCAAGGACCUCCUAUCAGACUCCACCCCCAUGGUUGUUGCCAAUGCCGUCGCUGCCCUUGCUGAGAUUGGGGAGGUCUCCCCCACUGCUGCUGCCCUGACUGACCUGGACAUGCCCACCAUCAACAAGCUGCUCACUGCCCUCAAUGAGUGCACAGAGUGGGGCCAAGUGUUCAUCCUCGACUCUCUCUCUAACUACUCACCAGAGAGUGAGCAGGAGGCCCAAAACGUUUGUGAACGUGUCACACCUCGCCUCUCACACGCCAAUGCAGCUGUUGUCCUCUCUGCUGUUAAGGUGCUCAUGAGGUUCAUGGAGGUUCUCUCUUCUGAUUCCUCUUACUUCACCCAAUUGACUAAGAAGCUGGCUCCCCCACUUGUGACACUGCUCUCUGCUGAACCUGAAAUCCAAUUUGUUGCUCUCAGGAACAUCAAUUUGAUUGUCCAAAAGAGACCUGACAUUCUGAAGGAGGACAUCAAGGUUUUCUUUGUCAAGUACAAUGACCCUAUCUACGUGAAACUGGAGAAGUUGGACAUCAUGAUUCGCCUAGCCACUCCUGCAAACAUUGGCAAUGUUUUGGCAGAGCUGAAAGAGUAUGCGGCCGAGGUGGAUGUGGACUUUGUGCGUAAAUCAGUGCGUGCGAUUGGUCGAUGUGCCAUCAAGGUGGAGUCAGCCUCUGAGCGUUGUGUCAGCACCCUGGUGGAACUUAUCCAGACAAAGGUGACAUAUGUGGUUCAAGAAGCUGUGGUGGUGAUAAAGGAUAUCUUCAGAAAGUAUCCCAACAAGUAUGAGAGCAUCAUCUCCACACUCUGUGAGAAUCUGGACUCCCUCGAUGAACCAGAGGCCAGAGCCUCCAUGAUCUGGAUCCUGGGUGAGUACUGCGACCGUAUUGACAAUGUCGAUGAACUACUCAGCUCCUUCGUGGAGAACUUCCACGACGAGAACGCACAAGUCCAACUGCAACUCCUCACUUCAACCGUCAAGCUCUUCCUCAAACGACCAGCUGACACCCAGGAGCUGGUACAGAGCGUGCUCAGCCUGGCCACGCAGGACAGUGACAACCCUGACCUGCGAGACAGGGGCUACAUCUACUGGAGACUGCUCUCCACUGAUCCGGCAGCCGCUAAAGACGUGGUGCUGGCUGAGAAACCGACCAUCUCUGAGGAAACUGACCUUCUCGAGCCUGGCCUGUUGGACGAGCUCAUCUGCCAUAUAUCGACCCUUGCUUCAGUGUAUCAUAAGCCGCCAUCUGCGUUUGUGGAGGGCAAGGUGCCUGUCAAGAGAAUGACCCUCCAACCAAGAGCUGAGCCUUCGUCUUCCCAGUCUACUGAGGAGCAAGCUCCUGCUGCGAUACAGCCGACGGUGAUCCAGGCCGAUCAGGGAGGGGACAAUCUGCUCAUAGGAGACCUUCUCUCUCUGGACAUUGGCUCCAAUCCAGCAGCUCCUGUUGACCUAGGUGGAGGAAGUCUUGCUGAUCUUCUAAGUUCUGACCUGUCUGGACUACAGUUUGAUCCAAUGGCGUCCACUGGCCUUGGUUUCCAGCCUCCUAUGAGUAUGGCUGCGCCUGUAUCUAGUGGUGGGGGGCUGGACUUCCUGGGAGGUCUGGGAGGAUUUGGAGGAAUGGGAGGAAUGGGUGUCGGCAGUAGCAGCGGACCCACAUUCUACACCCCACCUAAAGAGGUGUGGAUUAAUGCUCAGACUGGCAAGGGCAUGGAAAUCAGUGGGACAUUCCGUCGUGCUGCUGGUCAGAUAUUUGCCGACAUGACAUUCACCAACAGGGCCCUCAUGCCAAUGGGAGACUUUGCCAUCCAGUUUAACAAGAACAGUUUUGGGCUGAUAAACGGUGCUCCGUUGGUAGUCCAGACUCCAUUGCUGCCCAACCAGCCUGCCAACACCAGUCUACUUAUCAACCCUGGAGGAGGGGUCCAGAGAAUGAACCCACUCACUCUGCUACAAGUGGCCAUCAAGAAUAACAUUGGAGUGCACUAUUUGGCCAUUACUAUGAAUAUGAACGUGCUCCUUCAGGAAGAUGGGAAAAUGGAGAAAAUGGAGUUCCUUGCCACCUGGAAGAACAUUCCAGCUCAGAACGAGUACCAAUCCACCAUCAACGUCUCUGCCAGCCCUGAUGAGGUGGAGAAGAAACUAGAGGCUAACAAUAUCUUUAAGAUAGCCAAUCGCGCUGUUGGUGACCAACAGCUCCUCUACAUGUCCGCUAGCUUCAUCAACAACAUCAAGGUGUUGGCUGAGCUCAAGAUAUCUCCUGAAAAUAGCAUUCAGCUUUCCCUGAAGACGGUAGUUGCUGAUGUUGUGCCCGGCUUCCAGAAGAUCAUCAGCGACAUCCUUAGUCAAUAGUUAAGCUUGUGGACUAUUAGACUGAAAGAAACAGUGUACGUACGGCUACUUAGUAUGCGAUUU
Messenger RNA from Halichondria panicea, 3052 nucleotides. RefSeq names its product AP-1 complex subunit beta-1-like. The transcript is spliced from 18 exons. Gene Ontology annotation, molecular function: clathrin binding. The coding region runs from base 149 to 2989 and encodes 946 amino acids. Gene Ontology annotation, cellular component: membrane coat; clathrin adaptor complex. The record is from RefSeq and is a predicted model, not a curated record. Gene Ontology annotation, biological process: intracellular protein transport; vesicle-mediated transport. Lineage: Eukaryota; Metazoa; Porifera; Demospongiae; Suberitida; Halichondriidae.